This is a messenger RNA of Temnothorax curvispinosus, 2647 nucleotides long. RefSeq names its product D-beta-hydroxybutyrate dehydrogenase, mitochondrial. Lineage: Eukaryota; Metazoa; Arthropoda; Insecta; Hymenoptera; Formicidae. Bases 323 to 1288 code for a protein of 321 amino acids. The transcript is spliced from 6 exons. The record is from RefSeq and is a predicted model, not a curated record.
UUCCGUCGAGGUAGGCACGGCCGAGUAUCGCAUAUACCGUUCCUCCUCGUAGGCAUUCCAAGCGGGAAUUCUCGAAAGCCAGUUGUGUUGUAGAAACCGUGGUGCGGCUUGCCCGCCGCUCGCCGAUACUUUCGACCGGUCGUAAAGCCGACGUUUCGCAGCACCGUCCCGGUCGCUUUCAGUAACACAGAAUUUCGCCACGAAAACGGACACGAUCGUUUUGCCUAUCGUGGACUAUCGUAGAGUCGCAGAGCCCCGGCCCGGAGGCCCCACCGGCGAACCGUACAUAAAAUUCUGAGUUCCGUCGCGCCAAUCUGUCACAAUGGAUGUCGAAACCGGGGCCAUUCUGGCCCUGCAGAUAUUGGCUCUGUGUUCGAUAGUCGCAGCCCUACUGGCUUACUUGAUGCGACAGUCCAGGAAUGCAGCCGACGAAUACGAGUCGCGUAACAGACGUCAUGUACUCGUUACCAGCUGUGAUACAUGCGUAGGCUUGCAGAUCGCCCUUGCACUCUACGAAGCCGGCUACAAGGUGUUCGCGGGUUUGCUGGACCCAACGGGUGGCGCGCCGUCGGUCAAAAUCUUGAAGGCGAUCGAGCUGGAGCGGCAGAAAGAGGACGAGCCCGAUGGUACGAGCGAUGGUGGUCCGCAGCAACCGGAAGCCGCACGUGCCCGCGGUCAAAUUGUGCCAUUGGAAUUGGACCCGACAAGGGAGGACAGUUUGCGUGCUUGUUUGGACGCUGUCCGGGCUAAACUUCCGGCCGGCGAGGAUGGUCUCUGGGCAGUCGUGCACACGGGCGGCUUGGUUUUACCAGGUGUUAUAGAAAAACAAACCAGCUCAAUGUGGGAGUCCAUGUUGCGUCAUAACUUGGUUGCUCCACUGAGAACAGCCAGAGUAUUCAUCCCACUUUUGCGCAUCAAGAGAGGCCGCAUCGUUCUUUUGGGCGAUUCCGAGACGAGCUACGGUGGCAAAGCGGGCUCCGGGCUGGUGGCGUUCAGCGCGUCCCGAAGAGCCGUGGAAGGUGCCGCGGAGGCGUUAAAAAGCGAAUUACAUUCAUCGGGCGUCGACGUCGUACUUCUCAAACCGCCGCCCGUAAAUCCCUUCGUUCUUUAUGCAUCGCCCGUUCUCAAGACGGUCGACGUGGAGUCUGGUGUAACAGCCUCGGAAGGGACGUGGACCGCUCCGCUAUCGAUUCAUUCCAUACAGAACGCUCUGAUUCCUGCGAUUACGACGUCGUGUCCUCUAAGCGUUUACGAUAUGUCCGUCAAGCCGAGGCUCUUCUGUCGAUAAUUCCGUCCACGUCGCGUAAACGGACCGAAAGAUCGCGAGACGUAAUAAUAUCGUGAGACUCUUCGAGUUGAUGCGAUACGCGCGCGGUAGGUACGUAUACGGGAACAAUGGGACGUGGAAUAUAAUGGUACACGCGGUGUCAUUUGCGUUGACGUGUCAUUCCCGCGUGCCCUAAAGCAUUGCAUGCGGGAUUUCUUUCUCGAUUUCGCGGUAGGCGACACUUCCUGCGUGUGAAUGAUGUCAUUUUUUCAUGCGCUUGUCUCGAGCGGCAUCAAUAAUGAGUUCUCACCUUUAUUGUCCAUUCAUUUUUGUACCUAUCGUGUUUGCUGUCAAAUUCCAGUAUCAAUUCGAGGAGAUAUUUAAUAAAACAGCCGAUAAUUUUCAUCGCCGCUAGAUUAAAUUCGUGAUAACUCUUACUCUUAAUAAGUGUAUUUUCAUCUCUUUUUCCUUCGAAAAUAAAAUUAUUCUAAUGUAGUUUUACGUUGUAAAAAUAAUUGUCUCCAAAAUAACUAUUACAGGGAUUAAUAUAUUUUAAAAUUGGACAUUGGAAUCCGGUAGAUUUAUCUUCGAUUGCGAUAUUUAAAUAUUUGGUUGUGUUGUGACUUCAUGAAAUGUAUAUUUCAAGAGGUUGAAACGAAAAAUAUGUUUCACUUGAAAGGUUCCGAUGGACGUGUAUGCGAAGUUAAAAGAAUUUUCUACAUUUGCGUAUGUGUAAAUAUCAGAUCUAUAAUACAUGAAAUACCUGAAUAACUUUCGUACAUUUGAAAAUAUACAACAAGAAUUUUAAAUAUGUAAUUUGCAUAGUUUGAGAAAAGCGAGAACAUGAUGAAUAAUCCUUUGUCCUUUACGAUUAUUAUUUUUUGAGUUUUUUUCAAACGGAGUUUUCAAUGAGUUUGCUUUUAAAUAAAGUUUUAAUAAUAAAGAUUAAUAUAUUUUCUCUUACAUGUCUCUACAUCACAAUUAAAAUUAUAAAAAUAGUGUUUAAUUUUUCUUCAAAUCUACAAAAGUUAUUCUGUCGUCUUGUUCUCGAUAGAAUAUUCUAUAUAAUUUGUAUAUAGGUCAACCUUUCACGAAAGCUAUUUGAAAUUUAUAAAGCAUGAUUAAAAUGUGAAGCUUUUGUCAAUAAAUCUAUUUUAGAUGAUCUAUAUAUUUUAGAUAAAAAUAAUAGAUUUUUCUUUAAAAAGAUUUUAACAGAUACAAAUGUAAUUGAAUUAAGUUAAAAUAAAAAGUAAUUUGCAAUAUAUCCUAUUACGAUUACGUGUAACAUCGAUAAUAGUGUUGUAUGUAUUGUUCGUUAAAGUAAUGUAUAAAAUAAUAUGGAAAUAAAAUAGGCUCUUGUGGCGGUAUCUCAAUUUUCAA